Photinus pyralis (common eastern firefly) is the source of this 1348-nucleotide messenger RNA. RefSeq names its product ras-related protein Rab-43 (gene Rab19). Gene Ontology annotation, cellular component: trans-Golgi network. Lineage: Eukaryota; Metazoa; Arthropoda; Insecta; Coleoptera; Lampyridae. Gene Ontology annotation, molecular function: GTPase activity; GTP binding. The record is from RefSeq and is a predicted model, not a curated record. The transcript is spliced from 4 exons. The coding region runs from base 128 to 793 and encodes 221 amino acids.
CUUAAGUAGAAAAAAAGGAUGAUUAAUAUAAAAUAUGUAGCAACCGAAACAGUGAUUGAGUGAUUAAUGCUAGUCUAAAUUUAGUACCUUAUCAGGUCGCAACAAUUAAGAGAUCGCCAUCCGUAGAAUGUCGCGUAAUCCAUCAACUUUGAUGAGUAUUCCCAGCGAUGAACAGUUUGACUUUUUAUUUAAAAUAGUUCUCAUUGGUGACUGUGGUACUGGGAAAACCUGCGUUGUGCAAAGAUUUAAAAAUGGAACUUUCGUGGAGAGGCACGGUAAUACGAUCGGUGUUGAUUUUUCUAUGAAAACCGUUAUUGUUGAAGGAAAACGAGUUAAGUUACAAGUUUGGGAUACGGCGGGACAGGAAAGGUUUCGUACAAUCACUCAGAGUUAUUAUAGAUCUGCAAACGGUGUUAUUAUCGUUUAUGAUAUUACGAAGAGAUCUUCUUUUUUAUCUGUAGCGAGAUGGGUCGAGGAAGUGCGGAGAUAUUCAGGUAGUGCUGUCUUAGUCGCCUUAGUCGGAAAUAAGGCAGAUAUGGAGCAUUUACGCGAAGUUGAGUUUGAGGAAGCCGAAGCAAUGUGUCAAUAUAUGCCGGAAGUUUUAUUUGUUCUGGAAACGAGCGCCAAGGAUAACUCAAACAUAGAGGAGGCAUUUUUAUGUUUAGCCACUGAACUUAAGAGACGCCAUGAUAGUGGCAACUUAAAUUUAGAUGAUGAAGAUACAGUGCGAUUAGGCGAAGGUCAGACUAUUUCCAGGUGUAGCUCUUGUGCAAAGCAUAACAUAUUCAAUUAAACAUAUCAUCGUUACACCUUAACAUAACAAUCCUGUGCCUUAAUCAAGCUGAGAUUAUGCUUGCCAUUUUAAGGAUAGUUAGUACAAUAAAUGCACUAAUUUUUUAAUAUUUACCUCAUAAGUAAGUACUCUUUUUACUUAUCAGUCCAUCUCGCUAAAUCACCAUCCACUGGCCUACUCCUUUUAUGGCAAACGUAAAUUAGAGAGCUGCAAUAUUUAUUUUAUUUUAUUUAUUAUGCGCAACAAUUUGCUCCGUAUCUGUUCACAUAUGAAUUUAUUACAAGUCCCAGUGAAUCUUAAUUUGUAGCUUAAGUAAAAUAUUAACAAACUUCUUCCGUCUUUCUCUCUAUCUGUUGUGAAGCGCUAGUGAAUUUUCGUGGAAUCUCACAGUUACUCAUUGGUUACAUCAGUAUUAAUUGUUUACAAAUUUUAUGCUUUAACACUCAUUAAUGUAGAUUUAUUUUUAUUGUUACUUUCGUAUUAGUGUUAACAUCAUAUAUUUAAAUAAUACAUACAUAUUAACAUUUCACGUUCAUUAAUAAAAGUUAUGUGUGA